Sporothrix brasiliensis 5110 is the source of this 354-nucleotide messenger RNA. RefSeq lists its product as uncharacterized. The record is from RefSeq and is a predicted model, not a curated record. The coding region runs from base 1 to 354 and encodes 117 amino acids. The transcript has 2 exons. Lineage: Eukaryota; Fungi; Ascomycota; Sordariomycetes; Ophiostomatales; Ophiostomataceae.
AUGGGCUGCUUCAGAACCCUCUUCCCGUUCGGCAAAGGCGACGCCGCAAAGACUGCUUCUUCGGAGGCUGAGCAAUUCACCGACUCGCUGGCCCCCGGUCAGUCCGCCCAAGAGCCGCCUGCCGAUGCUCAGCAGGCCGUGGAAGAGGCCACCAUUGUCGAAACGACGACGGCCGUGGCGACGACCGAGCCAGCAACCGAGCCGGCGACCGAGCCAGUGAUCGAGCAAGGGAUUGAGCCGGUGAUUGAGACGGUGGCCGAGCCAGUUACUGGGCUGCUGCCUGCUGCCUCCUCUGCAUCCGAGACCGAGCCACUCCUCACCAAGUCGUCCGUUGUGCGGACGAUCACGGCCUAG